UCCUGCUACUGGCAUUCACCCACGAGUCGUUUCCCCCGGCAUCUCGCAUCGUUCCGGGCUAUAUGCGGCCUUUGGACUUCAUGGGCGACGCCCUGCUGAAGGAACAGCUGACCGUCCACCUGUACGGGACCAUCUAUCCCCUGACACCGAAGGCGCUGCACGAGACACGCAAGCGCCUCGAGAGCAACCGCUUCUUCGGCUACGUGGUGGUCCACCACGGGAUGCACAAGCUGCUCCGAUCCGGGUCCUCCGCGCUCAGCGAGGACAUCGUUGGAUACGUGAGAAUGCUGAGAGACGGGGAGUAUCCGGGCUUCAAGAUUGCUGCUCCUCCCAAGCCCCUAGCGGACGCCUUCGAGGCCCUGGCAUCAGCCGUGUACUUGGACUCGGACCAGUGCAAAGCCACCCUGUGGCGUUCUUUCUUUCCCCUGCUGCGGCACCAGAUCAACGUGGAGCUCCAGAAUACCGCGGCCAUAGCCGGAAGGAGGCGCAGCUCCACCACCAGCGGCAGCAUGUCACCCGAUGAAUAAAUGUAAACGC
Molecule: messenger RNA, 537 nt
Organism: Dermacentor silvarum
Lineage: Eukaryota; Metazoa; Arthropoda; Arachnida; Ixodida; Ixodidae
Exons: 2
Coding region: 63-527 (154 amino acids)
Biological process (GO): RNA processing
Molecular function (GO): ribonuclease III activity
Source: RefSeq, a predicted model, not a curated record